AUGAAGGUUUUAGCUAUCUUAUACAAGGGCGGUGAGGCCGCCAGCAACGAACCCCGUCUCCUUGGUACGUGUGAGAACCAACUGGGUAUCCGCCAAUGGUUAGAGGCUCAAGGACACGAGUACAUUGUCUCCGACAGCAAGGAGGGACCUAAUAGCGACUUCCAGAAGCACAUUGUUGACGCCGAGGUGUUGAUCACCACUCCCUUCCACCCUGGGUAUCUUACCCGCAACCUGGUCGACAAGGCGAAGAAUUUGAAAAUCUGCAUUACCGCCGGUGUCGGAUCUGACCACAUCGACCUGAAUGCUGCCGUCGAGAAGAAGAUCCAGGUGCUCGAGGUUUCGGGCUCGAACGUCGUCUCGGUCGCCGAACAUGUCGUCAUGAGCAUCCUCCUGCUCGUCCGCAACUUCGUCCCAGCGCAUGAGAUGAUCGAACGCGGUGACUGGCAGGUCUCUGAGAUCGCCCGCAAUGCAUUCGAUCUGGAGGGCAAAGUUGUCGGUACUAUUGGCGCCGGGCGUAUUGGGUAUCGUGUCCUCCAGCGGCUCGUGCCAUUCGACUGCAAAGAGCUCCUCUACUACGACUACGCCCCGCUUCACCAGCAUGCUGCUGCUGCGAUCAAGGCCCGUCGUGUUGAGGACCUUAAGGACUUUGUUUCUCAGUGUGACAUCGUUACUGUUAACUGUCCACUGCACGAGGGUACUCGUGGCUUGGUUGAUGCCGAGCUCCUUUCCCACUUCAAGAAGGGUGCCUGGCUUGUCAACACCGCUCGAGGUGCCAUCUGCGACAAAGAUGCCGUUGCGGCAGCGCUCAAGAGCGGUCGGCUCUCCGGCUACUCUGGAGAUGUCUGGAAUGUCCAGCCUGCGCCGAAGGAUCACGUCUGGCGAACCAUGAAGAACCCGCUCGGCGGCGGUAACGGUAUGGUCCCCCAUUACUCUGGCACGACUCUCGAUGCACAGGCCCGCUAUGCCGCCGGCACCAAGUCCAUCUUGGAGAACUACCUGCUGGGCAAGGAGCAGGAGCCCCAGAACAUUAUCGUCGGCAUUGGCAAGUACGAGACCAAAGCCUACGGCAAGCGGUAG
Molecule: messenger RNA, 1077 nt
Organism: Sparassis crispa
Lineage: Eukaryota; Fungi; Basidiomycota; Agaricomycetes; Polyporales; Sparassidaceae
Product: Formate dehydrogenase
Exons: 8
Coding region: 1-1077 (358 amino acids)
Cellular component (GO): cytosol
Molecular function (GO): formate dehydrogenase (NAD+) activity; NAD binding; oxidoreductase activity, acting on the CH-OH group of donors, NAD or NADP as acceptor
Source: RefSeq, a predicted model, not a curated record